UGUAACCGGAAGCGGAAGUGUUUAUGGACGCUGUUGAGAUAUGCUGACAGUGAACGGGACUAUCUGAAAUAAUGAGUUGAAAAUUAAACUUUUGAAGGGUCUGGUUCAAGAAACAACAACAGGAAAAGGGAUGACAGAGUGACUGUACUUGGAAUAUUAAUAAUAAUGGCGGGUCCGGUUCAAACCGGAAGCGUGUACGCGGCGAACGGGCCGCUCUCCUAUACUGACAACCUCAUAGGUACAUUGCUGGCUAUCAUCGGGAAUCUGCUCAUCAGCAUCUCUGUGAACAUACAGAAACAAAGCCAUGUGGUGUUGGCAGGCACUAAGGAUCCGAGGCAGUACUACUGCACAAAGACGUGGUGGUGUGGUCUUGUGCUGCUGCUGUUCGGAGAAGGAUCCCUGUUUGCAUCCUACGCCUUCGCUCCGCUUUCUCUCAUAGCCCCCCUCAGUGCUGUGUCUCUUAUAGCCAGCUGUAUUUUAGGAUUUCUGUAUCUGAGAGAGAAAUGGAAGCCAAAAGAGUUUCUGAAGCGCUAUAUUUUAUCAUUCCUCGGCUGUGCCUUGACUGUAGCAGGCACGUACCUCUUUGUCACAUUCGGGCCAAACUCUCACGAGCAACUGAACGCCGAAAACAUUGUGAAGCAUCUGAUUGGCUGGCCUGUCCUCCUGUACCUGCUACUGGAGAUCAUCACAUUCUGUCUGGUGCUGUAUUUUUACAAACAGCACAAUGCGAACUACCUCGUGCUCAUCCUGCUGCUAGUGGCACUACUGGGCUCUGUGACUGUCAUCACAGUGAAGGCAGUUGCAGGGAUGGUGGUUCUCAGCAUUCAGGGCUCCCUCCAGCUCAGUUAUCCCAUUUUCUACGUCAUGUUCGUCUGCAUGGUGACCACUAUCUUCUUUCAGGCAUCAUUUCUAGCUCAGGCUUCGCAUUUGUACGAUUCGUCCCUCAUCGCCUGUGUUAACUACAUCUUCUCCACUGUGUUUGCUGUUGGUGCAGGAGCCGUCUUUUACCUGGAAUUCAAGCAAGAGGAUGUUCUGCACAUCUGCAUGUUUUUAUUAGGAUGUGCCAUAUGCUUCCUCGGCGUCUUCCUCAUCACCAAAAACAAGAAGAAAGCCAAACCAUUUGAGCCGUACGUGACCAUGGACAUGGUGAAAGGUAUUCCAACGAUCCAUGAAAAAGGCUGGCCUGUUCAGCCGGAUUAUAACGGCUCUUUCUCCUACGGCACCCUCGUGAACAACGACGGCAUGGCACCUGCAACUCUGCCAGUAGUGAAUCAGGACACGUGUGCGUCUCCCAGCACGGGUCACCCGUACCAGACAGACGAGCUUAAAAAAGACUAGUUAGACCUCUGACUCCAGAAACAGGAAUUAAGACCUGAAAUGCUAAAAAAAAUAAAAAUAAAAGCUGACCUUAUUGCUCACUUCAAGCAUUUAGUUCUGUAGGCUACUGACUGACUUGCUGGACUGGAAAAAUGAAUCGGGACAAUUCUGGAAGACUGUGCUGCAAAUUCAAGCUUUGAAAGAAAUUUCCAGAGAUUUGAUGCAAUUCUGGAGCAUCAAACUGUCCGAACUUCAGCUGUUUUUGAAAAAAAGUAAAAACGCAGAUCCAGAAAGACACAAGUCUUCAUUCCAUCCUGCUGUUACUCUUAACCUGUGCUGGUGGUCAGCGUUUGUGUGCGUUUCCACUGUAACAUACUAUAAUAUACUUCACUGUUCUGGCAAUCAGAGCCAAAGAAAACUUGAUCCCUAAUUCAUGAUAACUGACUAUAAUGAAGGUUGUGGUGAGAGUGUAUGAUUGUUAUUUGAUUUUAGAAUACCAUUUGCUCACAUUUCAUAAGGGAGGCCUAUAAGAAACAUAUUUAUUAUAAUAUAAAGAUGCCUUAGAACAAAAAAUUGUAAGUUCUAAUAUUGCCAUUCAUGCCGCAGUAGGUAGCACCGGUUUGACUUGGGUUACUGUCUGUACGGGGUUUUGCAUGUUCUUCUCGUGUGUGUGUCGGUUUCCUCCGGGUUCUACAGUUUCCUCCAAUCCACCAAAAACAUGCCAGUAGGUCAAUUGGUCAUUUGGCGACUCUAAAUUAGCUGUAAGUGUGAACGUGUGUUCGUAGUUCCUUGAGAUGGACUGCUAUCCAGUGUGGUGACAUUUUUCUGGCCCAGAAAUUAGCUCUGCAUCAAGUGUAUACAGAGCUUCUUUUCCCUGAAAGGCAGCUUUAAAGAGCAGGAUGGGGUCGAUUGAGGGGAAGGGGGAAACUCAUCAAGCUUUAUAAAUUAUAUACAGCUCCUUAAAGAGGAAUAAUUCAAUGAUGCUUUAUUCAGUGUAUUUUAGUGGAUUUGACACCACCACGCCUUCAUUCCUUAUCCAAACGCUAUGCAUCCACGUCUACUCGAUGCUGCUAUAGCAUCAGUUUACUCUUGUCAGUAUACUCACAGUCAGUCAUGCGUCUAGAAUAAUGUACCUGGUUCUAGAUCAGCAGCCUGUAGGGAUUUUUUUUGUAACUCCUGUUGUAGAAUUUGCAGUGUAUUGCACAAGGUUGAUUCAGAAUGACAGACGUAUGGGUGUGUGUUGUGAUCAGUAUGUUAGAUUUGAGUGGACGAUCUAACAAGUGUAAUGAUUAGAAUAUAAGGGAAUUUGCACAGAUGUGUAAACAAUCAGCUUUACUCACUCACACUCCAGUGUCUGACUUUUGCAUCCGUCUUUGUUCUUUCUUGAUUUGGGUGUAGAGGCAUGCAGUUUCUCUGUGCUCCAGAGAAUGGCUCUUGGGGUCCAAACUAUAUUUCUGUAUGUCAUAGCAGUAGACAAACUCAGACAUUUUGUUUUUGAUUAAAUUCAAGUGGGUUUAAUGUUGGUUUGAGUUCCUAGUAAUAAACCACAAAGUUGUUGUGGUGACAGUGGAUAUCUCGUCUGCCGAGCUAGUCGUAGACACUGUGAUUAACUAUGUUGCUUACGUAAAGGUCAUGUGGUAUCAGGUCUGUCUUACUUGCAUGUUAGAUUAAUUGUAAAUCAUUUAAAACGACAAACAAUUCUCUAAAACUAGAUAAUUAGCGUGAACUACUUACGAAGCUUUGCUAAUGGAGUACAUUAUGUAAACGUAAAUAGCUAGCUAGAUAAUGGUGCCAUAAAACAAGGUAUUAAAUAUAGCAAGAUGACUUGUUUUACACUGAGUUGUCAUUGGAAUAGCUACAUAACUAGCUAAAUAGCUAUCUAGCUUGGUAGUCAGCUAUUAUUACUGAAUAAGUAUUAAGUAAAAUAAGGUAUUUAGAAAUGUCCAGAAAAUGGAAGCAAUUGUGGAGCAUAAAACUGUCUGAAUUUCAGCUGCUUUUGAAAGCUACUGCAGGACUGUUAAAGUUUUCAUAAUCAACCUAAUCUUAACUCUCAUUAUUUUUAUAUUUAUUAUGAAUCCCAAACAUUUGUCUUCCUGCCAAUGACAUAAGCAUUCACAAAUGUCUUAAUGAAGGUAUAGGUGUGUUAUGAAUGUUUUAUGAAACUCAUUAGCACCAACCUUACACUGAGGUUUGAUCAAUCGAGGAUCUCAGAUCAGAUGUUUUUUCUGAGGUCCCUCAUUGAUCAACAUGCUUUAAAAGCCUUAUACUGUCAUUGGCCUUAGUGCCUCUGGUGAGAGCUUGUGGAGAACACAGUUUACCGUUUAUACCGCUAAUAAUUUAUUUCCAUGUCGUGGUCACUUUAUUUCUGAAGGUAAACUUGUAGCUCUCUUUUGUGAAGGGAAUUUAAUUUAUUGAUUGUUUCUAAUCGUUUGUGUAGAAAGAGUAGAAAGGAUCUUACUUUGUCUUACUUUGCAAUCUGUCUUAAUUUGCAAUUCCAAAGAAAUCAUCACUGUCUGGACCAAAGGGGAAAUGUAAAAGUGGGUAGAAGAUUUAUGUCAGACUGAUGUUUUUCUGGGUAACACUAAUUAAUCUUGGUUCUUAACUGAACACUGAUUUGAUCUGUUGUUGAAGUAAUAAGAAUGCAAACUUGGAAGAACUAUAAAUGGUACUUUUUGAUUUGUGCUUGAUUUCUGCAGUGUGACUGUAAGUGUUCCACUGUUGGGCAUUAAACUCUACGCUGCAUUCCA
Messenger RNA from Pangasianodon hypophthalmus (striped catfish), 4064 nucleotides. RefSeq names its product NIPA like domain containing 3 (gene nipal3). Gene Ontology annotation, molecular function: magnesium ion transmembrane transporter activity. The transcript has 11 exons. Gene Ontology annotation, biological process: magnesium ion transport. Gene Ontology annotation, cellular component: membrane. The record is from RefSeq and is a predicted model, not a curated record. Bases 166 to 1338 code for a protein of 390 amino acids. NCBI's taxonomy places the organism in Eukaryota, Metazoa, Chordata, Actinopteri, Siluriformes, Pangasiidae.